GAAGAAGAGGCUCUCAUAAAGAAAGAAACCCUUUUGUCCAUCUAUUUUGGCAAUUGUUUCAUGGUUGGGAUUUUGAAUUAGUAGUAUCACUGAGUUAUGAAGAGUAUGGUUUCUGUGCAUGAACUGUUCUAAAUUAAUAAUAUUUAUGUCCUUUUCCUAGUACAACUUUCUAGGUCAAUGAAAGUAGGUAACAAUGUUGUCUGUUUAUGUGGGUCAAUUUCUAGGACAUUUCCUUUGUCUUUAACUCCACUUUUCCUGUAGUCAUUGAGGCUUUGCUUUUCUGGAAGAUUAAUGAACUUUUUACUGAGAAAUUUGUCUCUGAUAGAUGAAUUCCAUAAGGUUGCUGUUUCUAUCUAAUUUUCCUUUUUGGUGCAGCUACUAAAAGUUCUUUUCACACAAGAAUUAGUCUAAUAAUAUUAAAAUUAAAUAUUUCUUACCCUUAAUAAAUACGAGUUUAUAGUAGCUACACCCUUCUUUUCUUGGUUUCAACCAUUUUGCCCACAAGUCUUCUAAUAGCAGAUUAGAACGCUAAGUGGCCUUUCAGAUUUUCAAAAGUGUUUAAGAUAUAGCGGAACGGUUGGACCUACCAUGUUCAGCUUUUUCUGCAAAGUCCUGUAAAGAAUACAUGUUGUGUUCACUCUAUAAAUGUGUCAAAGAAUUCAAUACUUGGCCAAGAGUAUCAUUUAGCAAGAAGUCUCAUGGUUUUAUUCUCGUCUCGUUUUUUGUUAGUAGUUCUUAUCUUUUGUAUACCAAGAAACAAAAUUAGGAUCACUCUAUUGUUUGUAGUAAGAAUUUAUCCCUGGUCCCUGCUAAAAGAAAAGAAAAAAAAAAGAGCUUCUAAUUGAACUAGCGAUGGCCAAGGAUUUGCAAGUUCUUAAUGCUCUUGAUGUAGCGAAAACACAAUGGUACCACUUCACUGCAAUUAUUAUUGCUGGAAUGGGCUUUUUCACAGACGCAUAUGACCUCUUCUGCAUAUCUCUCGUCACCAAACUGCUAGGCCGCAUAUACUACCAUGUUGAUGGUGCAGCGAAGCCUGGAACUUUGCCUCCUAAUGUAUCAGCUGCUGUUAAUGGUGUAGCAUUUUGUGGCACUCUCGCAGGGCAGCUCUUUUUUGGUUGGCUUGGCGACAAGAUGGGGCGGAAGAGAGUCUAUGGUAUGACUCUUAUGCUCAUGGUGAUAUGCUCGGUGGCCUCAGGUCUCUCUUUUGGUCACAAUGCUAAAGCUGUGAUGUCAACCCUUUGCUUCUUCCGGUUCUGGCUUGGAUUUGGCAUUGGUGGUGACUACCCGCUUUCUGCCACAAUCAUGUCUGAAUAUGCUAACAAGAAGACUCGAGGAGCCUUCAUUGCUGCUGUAUUUGCCAUGCAGGGCUUUGGAAUUUUAGCAGGUGGUAUAUUUGCCAUCAUUUUAUCAUCUGCCUUUAGGGCCAGGUUUGAUGCUCCAGCUUAUGAGGUUGAUGCGGUUGCCUCAACCGUCCCACAGGCAGACUAUGUUUGGCGCAUAAUUCUAAUGGUUGGAGCACUUCCUGCUGCUCUUACCUACUAUUGGAGGAUGAAGAUGCCUGAAACUGCUCGUUACACAGCCCUCGUCGCUAAGAAUGCGAAACAGGCUGCUUCUGAUAUGUCCAAAGUUCUGCAGGUUGAUCUUGAGGCAGAGGAGCAGAAGGUUCAGCAGCUAGCUCAGGAUCAAUCAAAUUCAUUUGGUUUGUUUUCUAAAGAAUUUCUUCGUCGCCAUGGAAUUCACUUGCUUGGGACAACCACUACUUGGUUCUUGCUUGACAUUGCAUUCUACAGCCAAAAUCUGUUCCAGAAGGAUAUCUUUAGCGCAAUUGGGUGGAUUCCUUCUGCUAAGACUAUGAAUGCUAUUGAGGAGGUUUAUAGAAUUGCAAGGGCACAAACGCUUAUUGCACUAUGCAGUACUGUUCCAGGGUAUUGGUUCACAGUGGCUUUCAUUGACAAAAUGGGAAGAUUUGCCAUCCAAUUGAUGGGAUUCUUCUUCAUGACAGUGUUCAUGUUUGCAUUGGCUAUUCCUUACAAUCACUGGACACACAAGGACAACCGAAUCGGAUUUGUGGUGAUGUACUCAUUAACCUUCUUCUUUGCAAACUUUGGACCUAAUGCCACCACAUUCGUUGUGCCAGCUGAGAUUUUCCCAGCAAGGUUAAGGUCUACUUGCCAUGGUAUAUCAGCCGCAUCUGGAAAGCUUGGGGCUAUAGUUGGUGCAUUUGGGUUCUUAUAUUUGGCUCAGAACAAGGACAAGGCCAAGGCAGAUGCAGGAUACCCUGCAGGCAUUGGUGUGAGGAAUUCACUUAUUGUGUUGGGUGUAAUCAACUUCUUGGGAAUGGUAUUCACCUUCUUGGUCCCUGAAUCAAAAGGAAAAUCUUUGGAGGACUUGUCAGGUGAGAACGAGGACGAUAAUCAACCUGGAGAGCAAGGUUCACAUGAUAGCCGGACGGUUCCAGUUUAGAUUCGUUCAGAAACCAAUUCUCGCGGAAUAAUGCCUGCAUGUCUUCUUGAAUUUGCAAGAAAGCUUGACUUUUUUUUCUCCCUUAUCACCUUAUCUAGUAGUAUUUCUUCUUCCCCACUCUUUUCUCAAGUUGCACCUACUGUAGUAAUUUUCCGCUGGAAUGUCAUUAAGAGUUAUUAACAAUGGCUUGUUCA
This is a messenger RNA of Hevea brasiliensis (rubber tree), 2657 nucleotides long. Its product is annotated as inorganic phosphate transporter 1-4. Gene Ontology annotation, molecular function: phosphate transmembrane transporter activity. Gene Ontology annotation, biological process: phosphate ion transport; transmembrane transport. Bases 853 to 2463 code for a protein of 536 amino acids. Gene Ontology annotation, cellular component: membrane. The transcript is spliced from 2 exons. Lineage: Eukaryota; Viridiplantae; Streptophyta; Magnoliopsida; Malpighiales; Euphorbiaceae. The record is from RefSeq and is a predicted model, not a curated record.